Messenger RNA from Lactuca saligna, 583 nucleotides. Lineage: Eukaryota; Viridiplantae; Streptophyta; Magnoliopsida; Asterales; Asteraceae. The record is from the annotation of a GenBank genome assembly.
GAGUGUUCUACUUCCAUGAAACCUUCAGUUAUCGUUGGUACUAGAAUGACAAACUGUACGGGAGAUGGCAAUGCAUGAUGCAAAUUUCAGUGCUCACUUUAAUGGUGGUGAUAAGACCAAUGGUUUUACUGAUCAAAAGAACAUGAGACUCUUUGAAGCAAGGAGGAAGUCACAUAAAGCUAUAAUGUCGAACUCUGUGAAGAAGCCACAUGCACUCAAGAAAACAUCUAGAAAACGAAAGAGUUUGAUUCCUAUUGGAAAAGCAGUGGGUGGCUACAAGAAGACUCGGAAGCAUCAACACAGGCAUUGUGGUUUAAAGAAAAGGAGUUGGGAAGUCAAUAACAAGCCAUUUAGGUCAAAGACAGGCACAUCUAAAGAAGAAGAAGAAGAAAAAGAAGAAGCAGAAGAAGAUGAAGAGGAAGAUGAAUCUGAAGAGGAAGAUUAUGAUAAUCUUCCUACGGAGGAAGAGUUGGAUAAAUAUUUAAUGGACUUUGAUUACUCCACUUUGACUGAAUUCGAAUCUGAGAUUGAUAGACACAAAAAAUUUAUUGAGAAGCUUUGCUUACUUUUUCUUGUUCCUUAA